Haliotis rufescens (red abalone) is the source of this 2491-nucleotide messenger RNA. Its product is annotated as protein Red-like. The transcript is spliced from 17 exons. Gene Ontology annotation, biological process: mRNA splicing, via spliceosome. The coding region runs from base 82 to 1971 and encodes 629 amino acids. The record is from RefSeq and is a predicted model, not a curated record. Gene Ontology annotation, cellular component: nucleus. NCBI's taxonomy places the organism in Eukaryota, Metazoa, Mollusca, Gastropoda, Lepetellida, Haliotidae.
UUGUUGAUCUUUUCACGAAGCGGAAGUCAACUUAAGAACGUAAACGUUUGGCACUGCAGGUUGAUAAACAAAGACAGCAACAUGCCAGAACGAGAGAUGGAGGUGUUCUCCAACCCCCUCCCACCUGUCAAUCACCAGCAGGAUCCGGAUGAUGACGACGCCCAUCCUCUCACAAAUGAAGAUUUCCGGAAGAUGCUGAUGACCCCUAGGGGUUCAUCUUCAAGUUACACAGCCACCAUCAACAAGGCAACGGCACUGAGGAAGGAGGAAGAAGAGGAUGAAGACCCUGCCACCAGGAGGCAGAAGAAGAAAAGCUACUAUGCCAAGCUGAAGAGGAUGGAAGAAGAGCGACAGAAGGAGCUGGCUGACAAAUACCGUGACAGGGCUCGGGAACGUCGUGAAGGGUCAAACAAGGACUACGCUGAGACGGAGAUUAUCAGCACCACUGCAGACUACCGAGCAGUGGCCCCGGAUGCCAAGGCGGGAGAGAACUAUGCUGAGCGUCGUAAGCAGCUGAUCCAAGAGUCCAAGUACCUGGGAGGUGACAUGGAGCACACUCACUUGGUGAAGGGGCUGGACUACGCCUUGCUGGAGAAGGUACGAGCGGAAAUCACAUCAAAGGAAAGGGAAGAGGAGGAUGCUAUGGAGAAUGCCGUGACCAGCACCACCACCCCCGCCCCUCCUGGUGCCGCCAACUCUGCUGCCCCCGUCCCAAUCCCCGCACCAGCACCGCCGCCGCCCGAACCCAAGAAAAAGGAGGAAGAAGAUCCGGAGAACCAGAUGCAGUUCAAGACAAAAAUGGCUAGGAAUGUGUAUCGUACAAUCUUCAAAGCCCGCCUCCCAGACAGGAAUGAGUUGUUUCUGCCACGUCGUAUGGCGUACGUUGUAGACUUGGAGGACGACUUUGCCGAGUCCGACGUGCCGACCACUCUCAUCAGAAGCAAAGCUGACUGCCCCAGUCUGGAAGCAACAACAACACUGACUACGAAUGACAUUGUGAUCAACAAACUAACCCAGAUCUUGUCCUACCUACGACAAGGCAAGCGGGAGACGAAGAAACUCAAGAAGAAGGAGAAAGGGAAGCUGAAGGAAGAGGAUAAGCCAAAGGAGAAGCUGCCUGGAGCAGAUGACAGCAUCUAUGGAGAUAUUGGUCAGUAUGCUCCUCAAGUCGGGAAGUCAAAGGAUAAGAAGGAUCGGAAGGAGAGAGACAGGGACAGGCUUCCAGAGAGAGAAAGAGAUCGGGAACGUGAAAGAGGGAGGGAUCGAGAUCGGGACCACAGAGAUAGAGACAGUCACAGAGACAGGGGGGACCGUGAGAGAGAAUAUCGAGAUCGGGAACGGGACAGAAGGGACAGACAUCGGGAACAGGAUAGAGACCGGGAACGAGAGAGGGAACGGGACAGGGACCGAGACAGGGAUGAGAAGAAGAAGAGAUCCUACUUUGAGAAGCCAUCUGAAGAGGAGGAUUUCCGAGACAAGCCAGCGGACUCUGCCAAGGAGCUUGUUAAGACCAUCAAUGAUAGAUUUAAGACUUACGCCGACAUGGAAGAUGAGAAACAAAAGGCCAAUGAGAAGGCAGAGAAGGAUCGGCUGAAGAAGCUCCAGUCUAAGAUGGAGAUAGACAGCUACGCCGAGUGUUACCCAGGGAUGGUGGAAGCCUUUGAUGCCAUUGACGAGUCGGACGAUGAGGUUGACUACACCAAGAUGGACCAGGGCAACAAGAAAGGUCCGAUCGGCCGCUGGGACUUCGACACCCAGGAGGAAUACAGCGAUUACAUGUCCAACAAGGAAGCCCUGCCCAAAGCUGCCUUCCAAUAUGGUGUUAAAAUGGCUGAUGGUCGCCGAACUCGGAGGACAGGUCCAAAGGAUGAGAAAGCCAAGUUGGACCGCGAACUGCAGCAGAUCAACCGCAUUAUCCAGAAGAGGAAGGUGGCGGAGCCGGGGGAUGGGGAGAAACGCAUCAAGUACUGAAGUCUCCCCUGGUGUCAGUAUUUGUACAGUGACAAUGUCAGCAGGAUUGUGAUGUGCUGUGCCCUGCUCGUCCUGAUGUGUUGUGACAGGGCGUUGUCAUAGGAACAGUGCAGAGCAGGGCAUGCAGAUGUUGUAGCACCAGACUGAGGACAUGCUUCCACCGUUGCAGUCACCAUGGUUUGUCAAACCCGGGAAUCAUGUCCUAACGAUAUCAUGGGGCUGUGAUGCUGGUUCAUCUGGCCUGCUUGUGCCCAAGUCGCUUCAUGUCUUAUGAUCCAAAUCUGAAGGGGAAUUAGAGUCAUUCAUUUACAAAUGAAAACUGCCAUUACCGGACCAGAGGGAAACUGAAUGUGUUUGUUCUAAGAUUUACUUUGUCACUUCACCAUUGGGAUGUUAUCGGCCCAGGCUGAUGACCCUGAAUGCCCCAGUGUGAUGCAGGUUUAACUCUGCUACAAUUUCAGAAUGAAAUCGUACAAUUGUAUACAUGUUACCAGCUUCUUGAAUAAAUGAUUAAAUACAA